This is a messenger RNA of Vitrella brassicaformis, 5273 nucleotides long. Lineage: Eukaryota; Vitrellaceae. The record is from the annotation of a GenBank genome assembly.
UCGAAUCUCUCGCCCCCCCGUGUUUGGUGUGUGGCAUGAUGUUGAAGACCGGCGUUGUGUCAGCCCUGCUGCUGCUGGGUGCAUGCCUGGGCCUCCUUGGGGCUGCUGCAGAGGAGAUCAUAGUCGGCAAGAACAUCACAGGUAGGUGGCUGGGAUGGGUGGGAUACACCCAGGCGACAGCAGCAACAAUGGGGCGCAGAGAAGGAGCAGCGGCGAGAGAGAUAUAUGCACAGAUCUGAUGAAUGUGUGACUGACUCAUCUGGGCAUUUGUUGGGGGUGGCUGUGCUUGCGGUGUUGUCUUGUGUGCAGAGGAUGCGCGGUGGACCGCUGACAACACCUAUUUGCUGACGGAGCAGAUCUACGUUAAGGAGCCGGCAGAACUCUACAUCGAACCCGGUGCGCGCUUGUGUGUGCGAAUCAUCCAUCCACCCGUCAGGCACCAGGAUGGCUGAAUGCAGUGAAUGCAGCUCAUGAUGCAGGCCUGUGUGUCUAUGUGCGCGUCGAUUCAGGUGUGACGGUCAAGGCUGAGACCUUCGACAGCAGGGGGUGAGCGAGCACAUGAAUGACGUCGAUCGACAAGAAAGACGGACUGACCGCGUGCAGUCAUGUGUCUGUGGUUGUGUGUGUGUGUGUGUGUGUGUGUGUGUCAGGUACACGACGGCCCUCAUCAUCAACUCGGGCGCCACCAUACGAGUGAGACCACACUGCGUUGCCUUACCUGCCCUACACCCAUCAAACCAAACGCGUCUGUGCAUGCGCGUGCGUAUGUGCCUGUCAAUUGAUGCAUUGAUGCAUUCAUGACACAUGGAUAUCAAUCAGGCGAUGGGGACGAGGGAUGCGCCGAUCACCUUCUCGGCCAACCAGCCUCCCGAGGCCAUGCAGAACGCCAGGGGGCUCUGGGGUGGCAUCAUCGUGCUGGGCCGAGCCCCCACCAACAAGGGCGCCUCGGACGCCAUCGAGGGCCUCAGCAACGCCACCUUCGGCGGCACCGACCCCGACGACAGCAGCGGAGAAAUCCACUACACCAGGAUAUGGCACGGAGGAGCCGGUACGUCAGUCACUAGUGAGUCAGUCAGGUGCACUGCAGUGAGGUCACAAACACAAGGUCAGGUCGAUCAAUCAACGUGGAUAUGAUGUGCAUUCAUUCCAUGCAUACAUACAUACAGAGUUGUGGCGCGCGAAUGAGAUCAACGGGUUGACGUUUGGUGGUGUGGGUCGCGCCACCAAGGUGGACCACGUGGAGGUGGCAUUCAACUACGACGACGGUAUCGAAUUCUUCGGAGGCACGGUAAGUAAGGCAGGCAGGCAGGCCGGAUGGAAUGGGAUGCGUGGUCGGGUUUACAUGUCUGUCUGUCUGACUGCACUUGUGUGGGGCCGUGUGGUGUGGUGUCUUUGUACAGGUCGACCUCAAGUACGUGUCCCUGCUGUGCAAUGGCGACGACUCACUCGACGCCGAUGAGGUCAACACACACACAAAAGAGACAGACGUUCUUACAGGCAGGCGGGGCAUGAGGAGUAUAUGCGUCUCACUUAUCUGUCUGUCUUUUGGUUGCCGACUCCAAUACACGCAUCACAUCAGGGUUACCAGGGCCGCGUGCAGUAUCUGCUGGUGGUGUUGUGCAAGGACAUCGCCGUGGGCGACGACUCGUUGACCGACCAUGCCUUCGAGAUGGACAACAACGGCAAGGACUACACGGCCUCGCCCCGCUCCCACCCCAUCAUCAGCCACGCCACCCUGCUGGGCCCGGGGUCGAGCAAGGACGGGUGUGACAGGAAGGUCAAGCACAGCAAGAUGGCCCACUUCAGGGAGGGGCUGGGCGGCACAUUCGCCAACAUGAUCGUCGCCCACUCGCCCGCCGGUUUCAUGUUCGAACACUUCCAGGAUGCCGGGGCGGCCAACUUCACCCAGGUACUCAAGUACGUAUGCGUCUACGGUGGGUGCUCUACACACCUGUUUGUUCGUAUGGGGCGGCCUGGCCUGGCCUGGCGUGCAUUGCAUGUGGGUAGGGCUUGAGUGUGAGCGGUUCCGGGAAUGAGGCCUUCCCUGACUUUCUGUAUUUGAGUCCGUCGAAUGUGCUGUUCAACGUGGACGAUGCCGUCCAUUCGGAGAGCGACAUCGAGCCCCCCACCAUCCAGUACAUCAGCCAAGACCCACAACUCGCAAACGUACGUCUCUCUCUGUGGCACACACACGCACAUGCACACGGGUAGACGGAUGGACAGCCAUAGAUAGAUAGGUACAUUACAUGCCGUCCCUUCGCUCCCCGUGGGUGUGGUGUGUCAAUGCAAUCAAUCGAUGCAUGUCAUGUGAUGUGUGUCAGGUGGACCCGUGUGUGGACGGCCGUGAGGACGCCGACCUGUUCGAUCCCAGACCCGCUGCCGGGUCACCCGCAUUCUCGUGAGCCACAUACAUACAUACAAAUGAAUGCACCGCACCUGGUUGCUGUGCUGCACCACUCCCCACCCCAAUGUGCCCGAUGGUGUGUCUGUGGUUGUGCGUGUCUGGCCAUCAUGGGUGACUGCAGUGAUUUGGACGACACGCUCUCUGACGAUCCGUUCUUCGACAAAGUGGGCUUCAAAGGUCAGACAGACACGCCCACAUGUCCUUCAUGCCCUGUCCCGUGUGCACUGCAUGGUUUGGUUGUUCCUCACUGCGUCGUCUUUGCUUCUUUGCUUGCUUUGUUAACACUGGCAGGUGCAUUCAAUAGUAGUGACCUGUGGAUAGCUGGGUGGACCUGGUGGGCCGACCAAGGCAAGCUCCCACAGACUCAGCAGGAGACAGCCGCAGACGAUGCCGCAGAGGGGGGUGUCACCGAUGGCGAGGGCACCUCUGCUGCAACGCCACACACGCGCCCGGCCUCUCUCAUGGCGUUCAUGCUCACGUCCGUUGCCCUGGUCAUCGGCAUGAAAGCGGUGAUUUAAUGAGGGUGGGGUAGGGAGGGAUGGAUGGGAAGGGAUGGAGCAGACACGAGGAAGAAACGUUUGUCGUGGCCUGCCUGCCUGGUCCGGUGUGUGUCUUGUCUUGCUGCCUUGCAAGCAAUGCAUUCAUGAGGGUGGGAGCGUCCGUUUGAUGGAUGAAUGAAUGGGCAAACGUUUGGGAGGCAAUGAGGGGCACUCAUACAGACAGACAGAUGUGCAUGCAUCCAUGCGUAAGGAUGGAUGGGAUGCAUUGCAAUGCAUGGAGUUUAGCCGUCCUUGUACGUAUGUCUAAGCGUGUGAGUGAGGGAGUGAGUGAGUGUACCAAAUUUCUGGUGGGGUGUCUUACGUCCCUGUCUUGCUGUCUGUAUGUCUGCUUGUCUGCCUCCCGUUUUCUAGUCAGUCAGCCGUUGCUUGCGCAUCCAUCCAUCCAUCGCACGGGGAGGGGCGAUAGAUAGAGACCAGCCAUCUAUCGCUUCGUACGCAUGUCUAUGCAUCCUACCUACACACCCACUGACUGGGGAUCGCAAUGAAUACGACCGACACGAUGGGUACCGGAAGUAAGUCAAGUCCAUCCACUUGUGUGUCUGGGGGGCUCGGCUUCUCUGGCUGUCUGUCUGUCUGCCUGUGUGUGUCUGUGGUGUGACUUGUUUGUGUCUGCCUAUCGCAUCAGUUCCACGUACCUCUAUCUAUCUAUCGCACAAGUGAUCUUUGCGUGUCGUGUCGGGGCAUCAACGAGCAUCGAUGCAUGCUGUGCUGCUUGCUGUCGGCUGGGGCGAUAGAUAAGAUAGACCGGUGGAAGAACAGACAGACGGACAGGCAGAUCGAGACGUGAGACGUCCUGUGGGAAAGAGACGAGCGAGUACUUAGUGGGUGGGUGUGGGUGUGGUUGGUUGAGUGCAUAUGGGCACAGGUAGAUGAGCGGUGGGCGUGUGAUGGGAAAUGAAAUGCCGACAGACCGGUGUUUUUGAGGCCGGUGUGUCGUUUUCCCCUCAAACAACAAAUACCAUACCGGUCGGUGGAUAGGAUUGAUAUUCAUUGGCGACCUCUUUCGUGUCCGUGGGUGGUUUCGGUGGCCUGGCCUUGACUGGCGGGAGUGGGUGGAGGGCCCCGCAGACAGAGUGCCCGACCCGCCUGCCACAAAAGCUCAUGAAUGAAUGAAUGAAUGAAUGGGGGAACAGAGAGAGAGAGUAUUUCUUACAUGUACGCCACGCUAUGCUGUGCUCUGUUUUGUGUGUGUGUGGCUCUAGUCGUUGCAUGACAUGACAUACGCACGCCCGUUGCCCCUCGAUUGCACCCCCCGCACACCCGUCAGUCAGUCAUUAUAAUGCACCCACUUCUGCGUGUAUGUCUGUGUGUGUGUGUAUCCCUUUUCCCGCUGUGGGCCACAGCACAGCGUGCAUUCAUCCCACCCAUCUGUGUGCAGCUCAGCUGCUGGCCUGCCUGCCAACGGUCGCUCUAUUGCUUGCUCCACGAGUGUGGGAGAUUGGUUGAUUGACACACUCACCCACCCACCUGUCUGUGUGUGUGUGUGUGCUAUCGUACUUUUAUCUGUAAGUGUGGCGCCUCCGUUUUGAUACUUCCGUCAGUCUUUUGAUCGAGGACGUUUUGCCGGACAGACGAGGAGGCGAGGAAGGGGUGGCGAGCUUGGUGAGUGAUACCGCUGCCUGAUGGUUGUUCGUUGUGUGUGUGAUCGAUCAUUAAUGAUAAGUAUACUACGGUGAUUUUCUCGGCUGCCUGCCUGCCUGCCUGCCUGAAGUAGGAAAGUGUGUCGUGUCAACCAACGGAUAUGAGAGAGCAGAUGCCACGGCACGGUAGGUUAUUCAUUGGUCCAUCGAUCGUUUCGGACAUUGCAUUGCACGAGGACGUGACAGUGUGUCAGUCAAUCAAUCAACGCAGUGGACGGCCCUUAUCAAAUCAUUCUCACGGUCACCUCUCAGGUCGUCUCGUCUCGUCCACACCACACUUGUUUCUACCGUGAAGCUAGUAAGACACCCCAAGACACGCAGAGCUCGCUCCGCAAAUGCUUUCACUGACGUACGGAUGCACGGACGGAUGCACUAGCUAGCGAGGGGGUGGGGUACUGUAUGGGGGGCACGUAUAAAUGACUGAGAUCGGUCGGACUCAUGCACACAACACACAUGAGUGCGCUCACUCAUGAUGCAUGGCCACACACACACGUGAUGACUGACAUGAAUGAAUGCACCGGUGGGUGGAAUUGUGGGUGGGAGCCAUCAAAAAUGGGCGCCGACCGCCUGGAUCCGAUCCAUGCGAUGCACUCACGUACUCACACACACACACACACACUCGUUGGUUCCCUCUCAGUCGGUUGGUUGGUUUUUUCAUUCAAACGCACC